Molecule: messenger RNA, 562 nt
Organism: Neurospora hispaniola
Lineage: Eukaryota; Fungi; Ascomycota; Sordariomycetes; Sordariales; Sordariaceae
Exons: 1
Coding region: 132-356 (74 amino acids)
Source: RefSeq, a predicted model, not a curated record
ACAGAGCUGAAAAUAAUGAUGAUGGUGAUGAAAAAAAGAAGAGACAAUGCAUUCUGUUCUAUCCCCUUCCCACAUGUAUCGUACAACUCACGGAAACCCCCUCAAUCCCCCUAGGAAAAGACAAGCCAAGAAUGACACAGUUAGGAGGGGAAGGGCCAAGUACUAUUCUCCUUGCUCUCCUCUCCGUCUUGUGCUUCUUGUUCCUAUUCCCAUAUCCAUUCCUAUGUGAAUGUCCCAAUCUGUUGUAUCAUUACAAACCCUUGCAUUUGCCUUCCCCCAGCCCCCCUCUGUUUUGUUUUCUCUUCCAUUUUCCUCGACCAGACCAGACCAGACCAGAGAAUGGUUGGAUGGUAUGAAGGUGAUUGAACCCAGAACUCAUCCCAUGACCCCAACCCCAAUGAUGUUAACGCCGACCCAUUCGAAAGACGCCGAUGUCAAACCCUGCUGAAGCAAAACAUGAAAAUAUGACCAGGACGUUGUUGAUGUUGUUGUUGUUGCUGCUGCUGCCAUCGCCACCGAGCCCAUUUCCAUCAUUGUCGUUGUCAUCGUAGUUGCCAUCCCC